This is a messenger RNA of Acanthamoeba castellanii str. Neff, 1602 nucleotides long. RefSeq lists its product as uncharacterized. Bases 1 to 1602 code for a protein of 533 amino acids. Lineage: Eukaryota; Discosea; Longamoebia; Acanthamoebidae. The transcript is spliced from 2 exons. The record is from RefSeq and is a predicted model, not a curated record.
AUGACCACCAACUCACACUCCUACUCGACAACGGCCAUAGCCUCCACCACAGCUCUGCGCUGGCUCCACAGCCCCGACCCGCGACAGCCAGAGAGCUUCAUGGAGCUGCACCACUUGGCCUACCACCACCAGCCCAGCAUGGGCGACUACUGCGACGACGACCCCCAGCCUAUCCCGCCCACCACCCCCAUGCUGCUGACCACGCCCGACCUGGCCAGCCUCUCCUGCGCAGUCGUGCCCGCGGAGGCAAUGGCCGAGUCGCCCAGCCCUGCGGCCUAUGUCUCCAGAGUUGAAGCCCCCUCGUUCCUGCCCUACAACUUCGCCAUACCCGACCACCUGCUCGCCAAGGACAACCCCCAGGAGGCGACCACUCCGAGCGGCCAGGCGGGGCUCAGCGAGCCACCGGCGCCUAGCGCGAGCCCAACAAGCCCCGAGGCCUGCGUGGCAGCGAGCGGGAGCGGUUUCAAGGUACCUCAGUCGGUGGUGUCGGCCGUGGCGGCUGCCGCUUCGCUAGCGCCAGCUUCUACCACAAGGAGUCAGGGGAAGAAAACCAAGAACGCGCCCAGGCCCAAGCGGCCACCGGCGGCAAAGGCCGCGGCGGCUCCACCCAGACGGGGGAAUGCCCCGCGUCCCACGACGGCCACCGCUUCGGUCAAGCCGGCUAUGCCCAUUGGCGGCCCUCCAGCCACAGCCCCGCAAGCGAUAGGAGAGUCAGUGCCGGAGGUCCACAACGACGACAGCACCAAGCAGGGCUGGGAGAAGAUCAUGCAGACUGUGGACACCCAGGACGCUAAGCUCCAACGGAACAAGUGGUGGUGGUACUUGCUGGCCGAGAAGAACCGCGUCACCAUGCAGGGCGGGGGCAUGGCCGGUGCCGGAACUGACCUCGAGAAGGCCCAAGGCGGAGCAGACGGCGCUGGUGCCCUGGUCAUGCCCCACACCUACGACCCGAUGCCGCUGCUCGCUGUGGCCAGCGCUUCCCGUUCGCCUUCUUCGUCUCCGAUGCUGAGGAGCCCCGGCGCCGGAGUCGUCGCCCCAGUUUCAGGAGGGGUGGAGUCGUCGCCCCAGUUUCCGCCGCUCCACGAGCUCUCCAUCUACUCCGCGUCGGAGGAUGAAGGCGGCGGCGGCGACGACUACCAGCCAGAUGAGGCCCACGACCAGGACCGCGAUGACGGUGAAGACGACGACGCCGACUGGCAACCAACCAGGGCCAAGCCCACACCGGCCUCAUCCGGGAAGAGGACCACCGCCAACCGCAGAUCAGCGCGUGUCGUGCACCCAGUUGGAGAAGAGGAAGAAGAAGAGGAAGAAGCUUCUACUCGGGCCGUAGCCACGCCCAGCGCCACAAAGGGCGUAAGGGUCCAGGACCAGCCCGAAGCCGGGUCGAUGGCCGGCUGCAGCUCUCCGCCCAAGCGCCGCAGGGUGGGCAGCAUUAGCGGUGCUGGUGCCGGACCGACAGCCGGUGACCAGGUGGUGACUGCGCAGGGCGAGGGCGAACCUGCCGCGAGGAAGCUGCCGCCCAGGUCCAGGCUCAAGGGUCUCAUCGAGUGGAUGAAGUCGUCGGGCGACUUCCCCCCGGGCGGGCCUCACCCUCCCUGUUGA